Molecule: messenger RNA, 336 nt
Organism: Paramecium tetraurelia
Lineage: Eukaryota; Ciliophora; Oligohymenophorea; Peniculida; Parameciidae
Exons: 1
Source: RefSeq, a predicted model, not a curated record
AUGCGCAUAGCAACAGGAAUGGGAUUGACAAAUAAUGGUAAUGUUGAAUUUUGGAAUGAUUUUAUUGAAUAAUUUAGAAUAUAAUUAAAAACUAUAAAUGAAGAUCUAUUCACUUAAUCUCUACAAGUUAUAACCCAAUAAAAUGUUACUUCAUUAGAAUUAUACGAAGCAGAAAUAGAAUACUAUAUUAUUAAUUCCACAUUAGAAUUGAAAACAUAAUGUCUAUCUAUGUAACUAUGGCGAGAAAAUAAUUAGGAUCAUAAUAAUUAUACUCCAAAUUAGAACAAGAUAUCUAUGAAAUGUAAUUGUCUGGAGAUGAUCUAAUUUUAUACUUGA